AUGAAGCUGUACGAGGAGCGAAAGCGCUACUACGAGGGACUGCUGCAGGCGGAGGUGCUCUUCCUCGACAACCAGGUGCGCUUCAUCAGGGAGAUGAACGGCGGCAUCAUCAAGAUGGAGAAGGUGAAGGAGGCGACGCUGACGAGGCAGCUGAUUGAACGCAACUACGACAGCGACCCGGUGAAGGCGUGGAAGAGGCAGUACGCGCCGGAGGACGAGACGAAGAAGAAGAAGGAUGGAGAGGAGAAUGAUGCCGAAGAGGAAGACUCCGCCGAAAAGGAGGAGGAGAAGGAGGAGGGUAACGAGGAGGAGGAGAAGAAGGUGGGUGUCUGUGACUUCAACUACCUCCUCGACCUGCCGAUGCGCCGCAUGUUGCUGGAGCACGCCGAGCAGCUGAUCAAGACGCGCGACGACAAGCGCGCCGAGCUGACCAAACUGCAGCAGACCACACCGGCGCAGCACUGGGAAGCCGACAUAGACGACUUUCUUGCCACACUCGACGAAGUGGAAAAGAAGAAGGGCGGCGACGACGAUGAUGAUGCUCCGAAACUGCAAACGGCGGCGGCCGCCGGCGUUCCACCAGCUCGGGGCGAACGAGUCCAGCCGAGUAUUGCUGCUACGAGCGCGGCUGCCGGCUGGAUAACAGCAGCUAAGCAGGGUGAACAAAUGUGCACCUACUCUAGACGACAGACUCUGCAGACCGAUGCGGCGGAGGCGGUGGCCACCUGUGUUGCCAGCAUACAGACAGCAAUCAGCACUUCUAACGAUAACAACAAAACGACCAACACCAGCCAGCAAAACAACGACAGCGACAACGAUGAUCCCCUUGACUGGAGCUCAGAUCACCACGGCGACAACUACCACCAUCAGUACGUAGAGAACCGGGCGACUGUUGAAUCGGCUGGAACGGAAGAGCACCUCGUUGAUGAUGAUGAGUUGCAGCAGAAGGAGGAGUUGGCAGAGGUGGCAGAGAAGAAUGAUGAGGUCACCUCGAACAACUUGGACGAGGAGGAGGAGGAGGAUGCCGGGGAACGAGAAGAAGAGGAUGCCGAAGAUGAAGCGAGUGAGGCAGGGAGGGCCAACGAAGAACAAGAGACGGAAUGGAAUGCCACUGAAGUUGAUGAGGAUGGUCAUUCAGCAGUCAGUGAAUCUCAGCAAAACACCGAACCAGUGGUCAACCGUAGUUUGAGCAGUGCAACUGGUGAACAACCGCUGAAUGGUCUUCAAAGACGAGCUAAGAAAAGCCACAAUUGUCAGCAGUGCGACAAAAGUUUUCCAUUUGCAUCUCAUCUCAAUCGACACCAGCUUGUUCACACUGGCAUACAAGCUUACAAGUGCCCAACAUGCUCCAAAUCAUUUGGGCAGAAGGGUAAUCUCAAGCUGCACCAGCUGACUCACACUAGAAUUAAAGCCCACAAGUGCCCAACAUGCCCUAAAUCAUUUGCGCUGAAGGGUGAUCUCAAGAAACACCAGCUUGUCCACACUGGCAUUAAAGCGCACAAGUGCACGAUUUGCUCCAAAUCAUUUGGGAAGAAGG
This is a messenger RNA of Rhagoletis zephyria (snowberry fruit fly), 1537 nucleotides long. The record is from RefSeq and is a predicted model, not a curated record. NCBI's taxonomy places the organism in Eukaryota, Metazoa, Arthropoda, Insecta, Diptera, Tephritidae.